Messenger RNA from Impatiens glandulifera, 2024 nucleotides. RefSeq names its product anaphase-promoting complex subunit 7. The record is from RefSeq and is a predicted model, not a curated record. Gene Ontology annotation, molecular function: protein binding. The coding region runs from base 92 to 1777 and encodes 561 amino acids. Gene Ontology annotation, biological process: cell division. The transcript is spliced from 18 exons. NCBI's taxonomy places the organism in Eukaryota, Viridiplantae, Streptophyta, Magnoliopsida, Ericales, Balsaminaceae.
AGGCUUUCUCUCUCUCUCUCAGGCUCCAACGGAAAAACACACGCAAAAACAUUGGCUGAAGUUUGAGCAUCGUUCUUCAGCGGCUAAUGCAAUGGACGUUUCCAAAGAUCAAAUUGCAAUGCUUCUCGAGAAUUCUCUCUAUACUUCUGCUCAUACACUCAGUUGUUUCCUAGUUUCAUCGUCCACCGUCAAUAUUGAGACCAAUCCUAGCGUCAAAGCGGAGAACUUGGUUGUCCUUGGGGAUGCACUGUUCCAUGAGAGAGAGUACACCAGAGCAAUUCAUACAUUCAAGCAGGCAUUGCAACUGUGUAAGAUUACACCAAAGCAAAGUCCAACUGUUAGAAGUUCACUAUCCACAUCAAACAGGUCAUCUUCUCCAAAUUCUUCCAGCAUUUCAGGAAUCAAUGAAUAUGAGGUCAAGUUCAAAAUUGCAUCAUGCCAUUGUUCGUUGAAUGAAAACAGAGCUGCCCUUGUUGAGAUGGAAGCAAUUCCAAGCAAAGCUAGAAAUUUACAAAUGAAUUUAAUGAUGGGAAAGCUAUAUCGCAAUUCAAGACAUAACCGAGCUUCCAUAGGAUGCUACAAAGAAUGUAUAAGACAAUGCCCAUAUGUGAUGGAGGCCCUCACGGCCCUGGCUGAACUUGGAGUUGCUGCCAAAGAUAUCGUCUUUUUGUUUCCACAGACACCAGCUAGGAAUGUUCGGCCCCCCUUUGAUCCUUUAGAUUCAAGUCGCUGGUUGCAACGUUAUGUGGAAGCGCAUUGUUGCAUAGCAUCGAAUGAUUAUAAAGGUGGGUUGGAACUCUUUAUGGAGCUUCUGCAACGUUUUCCCAACAACAUUCAUCUUUUACUUGAAAUAGCUAAGGUUAAAGCUAUAAUUGGAAAAAACGACGAAGCCAUUAUUUGCUUUGAAAAGGUUCGAUCAAUUGAUCCAUAUAUUGUUACCUACAUGGAUGAGUAUGCGAUGCUUCUUAAGCUGAAGUCUGAUCAAUCAAAGCUGAAUAAGUUAGUGCAUGAUUUGCUGAACAUUGACCCCACAAGACCAGAGGUUAUUGUGGCUUUAUCUGUCUUGUGGGAAAGGAAGGAGGAUGAGAGGGGAGCUUUAUCAUAUGCUGAGAAGAGUAUUCGAAUUGAUGAGAGACACAUCCCAGGUUAUAUAAUGAAGGGUAACUUAUUCUUAUCCAUGAAUCGGCCUGAAGCAGCGGUGGUUGCUUUCAGGGGAGCUCAUGAACUGAGGGCUGAUCUUCGUUCCUAUCAAGGAUUGGUCCGUUCUUACUUGGCACUUUCAAAGAUCAAAGAGGCAUUGCAUUGUGCCAGGGAAGCAAUGAAGGCAAUGCCUCAAUCAGCAAAGGCUUUAAAAUUAGUUGGGGACGUUCAUGCUAGUAACUCCAGUGGAAGAGAGAAAGCAAAGAAGUUCUACGAGUCAGCCCUGAGACUGGAGCCUGGGUAUCUUGGGGGUGCAUUGGCAUUGGCUGAGCUCCAUGUAAUGGAAGGGAGAAAUGGAGAUGCGGUGUCUCUGCUUGAGCGAUAUCUCAAGGAUCGGGCAAACGAUUCGCUUCACGUUAAGCUUGCCCAAGUAUGUGCUGCCACAAACAUGUUGCAAGAUUCUUUGUCACACUACCAAUCCGCACUAAGAAUCAACCCAAGUAAUGAAGCAGCCAAGAAAGGAUUAGAACGGCUAGAGAAACAAAUGAAGGGAAUGGAUCCCGAUGCUCCCGAAGAGGACGAUGAAACUGAAGUGGAUGAUGUAGAUGGCGAUCAAAUAGAGACCGAUCUUCUAUGAUAUACAAUGAUGAUCAGUUUUUGUUUUAUGGAGGGUGCACAAAAUGAGACACCCAGCAUGCAACCGUUUGACAAACAAGGUGUGUAUGUGUUUUACACUUUUCUUCUCCUACGCUCGGCUCUGUUCACUCUUUAGCCUAGAAAAUUCGAAAGGAUUGAUCUGCUUAAUAUUAUAUAUGUGUGUAUUUUAUGUUGUUAAGAAGAAGAAUGAUGAUCAUUUUUCUUUGAAAUACAUGUUAACUCUGUUA